Amoebophrya sp. A25 is the source of this 1041-nucleotide messenger RNA. The record is from the annotation of a GenBank genome assembly. Lineage: Eukaryota; Dinophyceae; Syndiniales; Amoebophryaceae.
AUGGUCAAGGGUACCAGUCCCGGAAAAGCGCUUGUUCUGCCAGCAUCUGGCGCGAAGUCGGCGUCCAUCAUCAGGAAAAAAGUUGUUAGCGAUACGGAAGAGUAUCAACGACAGAAGCGAGUACUGAGUAUGCUGGAAACAGCGAAAAGAGAAGAAGAGGAAAAGGGUCAACAAGGUCAAGCUCAGCAGCAACCGACUCCGCCUCCAAGUCAAGGCCUUUCCGAAGGCCAGCAACCAAGAACUGCGGUGCCGAGUAGCCAAGAACAACAGCAGCCUCCUGCUGCACCUACUGUGCAAAGUCAACAGGGGCCGACUACUCCUGUACAGAUUCAGGAGCAGCCUCCUGCCGUGCAGCAGGGUCAACAGCAGACUACUCCUGUACAAAGUCAGCAACAGCAGACGUCGGCACCACCACAGCAGAAUCAGCAGACCACUGUCACAAGGACAUUAGAAGCAGCGAAUGAUGUAGCGGCAACAACGACCACUAUUAUGGGUACCGUCAUCGCAUCUUUUACAACAUCUUUCAGCCAGUUCCUUCUUGGAACAAGCUAAGAGAUGUUCUAAAAGACGGGUUGUCGGUGCCUCUAACACCAGCAACCACGUGCAGCAAGUUCAGCAACAGGUGCAGGCACCAGCCUCCUCCGAAAACGCGGGUGCUAGGUCGUCGUCAAGCACAACUAGCGUUGUCCUGGGAGAUCCACCAGCCGGUCGAGGUGCUUCGUCAACAGUAACAAGUGUCUCUAGCAACAUAUGGCAAGAAAAAGUGUACUCAUACUCAAUAAAUUUUACAGCUAGGAUUUAAGUAGGAAAGUAGCUAAAGGGUGAAGAGUACACUUUUUCGUGUCAUACAAUAUGACGCCAUCGUCACAGUCAGGACCUCGCAAUUAUCACGGUAGCAGUCCCCAUCCGCCAUAUCUGCUGUCAGUCUUAGUCGCGAGUGCGAAUCCGACAGAGAUCGGCCUCUACGAAGCCAAAUUGAAGCCUCAGAUUACCGGAAGUGACCUCGUGUUGCCUCCACUCCACGUCCACAGUGACUCGACG